AGAUGAAAGCGAGCAGAAGGAGAACGAGGGCGUUUGAGGUUUCCUCUUCCUGUAGAAGAAGCACAGAGACGCUGAGAGAUCAGAACAGCAUUUGACACCAGGACAGUAACCCAUCCGCAGCGAUGAUUCUCACGGGCUUCGUGUUUCUGAUGCUCACGGCGGCGCUGAGUCCAGCUGAGGGUCAAGAAAUCAAAGAGAUCACAGCAAGUAGUGUCAUUCUGACCUGCUCUGGAGGUGAAAAUUACAAGUGGUAUAAAAAUAGAGAGAAAAAUGUGAUAAGCACAAGUAGCACCUAUGAAGUUCAAGCGGAAAAUGGAAUAGUUGAAGGAGAGUUCCACUGUGAAUAUACAACAGAUGAUUCAAAAACCAUCAAACACAUGUUCUACCUCAAUGUAAAGGUGUGUGAGAACUGCUAUGAGUUGAGCGGGUUCUUGGCGUGGGGCGUCAUAUUCGGUGACUUACUGGUUACAGGAGCAGUUAUUCUCAUCGUCUACAUGUGUGUGCCGAAAAACACUGGCAGCACACAGCAGAAAGCAUCAAAAUCACGAACAGCAGGCGCUCCUCCACCUCCAAACCCAGAUUAUGAGAGACUGAAUCAUAACACGCGCAGCGCUGAUUUGUACGCAGGCCUUCACAAAUAGACGCUUCAGAUGUGUGUACAAGAGAUUUACUGUAAAACAGUUUCCGAAUUAAACUCUGGUGAAUCAUAGUGUUUCUUAAACAGCCCCACUUGUUCCACAGUAUAUAUUAUUGAUUAUUGACAUUCAUGUGAGAGUCAGACUGAGUGUUUGUGAUGUUUAUAUACGGUUCGUGAGAGUAACUCUGCGUUUGGAAACUUCUGCUCAUGAAACAUCGGAAACUCAUGAUGGAAACAUCAGCAUGUGAAAUACUGUAACUAAACACGUCUGUCUUUGUGCUUUGUUGUUUUGAAGAUUGUGUGAUGUCUUGUAUGUUGGUAAUCUUGUUUUUUUCAGACAUUUUCAUGUUUUUACAAGAACGAUUCAUUCUAGAUUUUAUCUUAUGCAAACUUAUUUAAAUCUGAAUGAUGCAACCGCUGUACUGGGAAAAUACAAGUGAAAAAUAAAGUUGAUUUUGUGUAA
This is a messenger RNA of Ctenopharyngodon idella (grass carp), 1100 nucleotides long. RefSeq names its product T-cell surface glycoprotein CD3 epsilon chain. The transcript is spliced from 5 exons. NCBI's taxonomy places the organism in Eukaryota, Metazoa, Chordata, Actinopteri, Cypriniformes, Xenocyprididae. The record is from RefSeq and is a predicted model, not a curated record. Gene Ontology annotation, cellular component: alpha-beta T cell receptor complex; external side of plasma membrane. Gene Ontology annotation, biological process: positive thymic T cell selection; cell surface receptor signaling pathway. Gene Ontology annotation, molecular function: transmembrane signaling receptor activity. Bases 123 to 641 code for a protein of 172 amino acids.